AUGUCUGUGUACGCUGGAAGAGCCUGGUCGCUUCUCAGAUUUUAUAAAGAUUAUGCGUACGCGGGCGUCGCAUAUAUUGCGAAUUCUAGAGCUCAUAAAUCGAUGCCUUCGUUGACACCGUUGGAACCGAUCGAGAUAUGCUCGCCGGCGGUUACUAGAAUUCUUGGAUUCAAUCCAGGCCCGUUUACGCUUCAAGGCACCAAUACGUAUUUGUUGGGAACUGGAAAACGAAAAAUUCUUGUCGACACUGGUGAGCCGAACAUUUCUGAUUAUAUCGGAGCACUCAAAACUGUCCUCAAGGAGAAUGAAAUUGAGUGUAUGGUUAUUACUCACUGGCAUGGAGAUCAUGUUGGCGGAAUCAAUAACAUUGUUUCGGAUAUUCUGAACUCGAAAAAGGUGCCGAUUUACAAAUUCCGUCGAGAAGCGGAUGAGGAGAAGGAGAGAUUCCAGUAUGUCGAUGAUGGAUUCAUUGUGGCGGUUGAGGGAGCAACAUUGAAAUUUAUUCAUACGCCAGGCCACACCACUGAUCAUUUUGCUCUUUGGCUUGAAGAAGAGGAGACAUUGUUCAGCGGAGAUUGUAUUCUUGGAGAAGGAACGACUGUUUUUGAAGAUUUACAUGAUUAUAUGACAAGCUUGAACAAAAUCAAAGACUUGAAGCCGAAAAAGAUUUAUCCAGGUCAUGGUCCCGUAAUCAACGAUGUUGCAAAAAAGAUUGAAGAAUAUAUCGAGCAUCGAAUGAAGCGCGAACGCGAAAUUGUUGCUGUUUUAAAGGAUCAUGACGAGAUUUCGAGCAUGGAUAUUACGAAUCAAGUCUACAAGGAUACCCCUUGGGCGGUCCGACUUGCUGCUUUAAACAAUGUCAAACUUGUGCUCAACAAAUUGAUUAAAGAUGGUGUUGUAACCAACGUCGGCUUCGAGAUGUAUCGCUACAUUGGUCCAAAACAGUCACCAAGCUUGUGA
This is a messenger RNA of Caenorhabditis bovis, 960 nucleotides long. The record is from the annotation of a GenBank genome assembly. Lineage: Eukaryota; Metazoa; Nematoda; Chromadorea; Rhabditida; Rhabditidae.